Carassius auratus (goldfish) is the source of this 10229-nucleotide messenger RNA. Its product is annotated as trinucleotide repeat-containing gene 6C protein-like. Bases 1342 to 6156 code for a protein of 1604 amino acids. The transcript has 23 exons. Gene Ontology annotation, cellular component: P-body; nucleoplasm. Gene Ontology annotation, biological process: miRNA-mediated post-transcriptional gene silencing; positive regulation of nuclear-transcribed mRNA poly(A) tail shortening. Gene Ontology annotation, molecular function: RNA binding; protein binding. NCBI's taxonomy places the organism in Eukaryota, Metazoa, Chordata, Actinopteri, Cypriniformes, Cyprinidae. The record is from RefSeq and is a predicted model, not a curated record.
CGCUCGUCUGCUGUGUUGAUACUGAUCAAAAUGGCUGCAGAGGCUUGAUCCUGAUCCGACACUCUCAGCGCUUUAUCUGGACACUCCGAAUUUAUUCCUGGAUAUUUUCACUGUCGUUUUAAAAACAUCUCUGGAUUUUCCCACACAACUGCAGCCAGGCUGCUCACCGCAUCGCUAGCCAUCUUUAUUUUUUGCACUUUAAUGAAACCGCUUGCAUCGCAUAAUCUCACGUCAGUCUACCAGACAGUAGCAGCUUUAAACUGCCUUCUUCGUUUUGCACCGUAGAAGAGAUUAUAUUUCUAAUGACCAAUUUAUGCCACUGUACUUGACAAACUGCCUCUCCAUUUUAAUGUAUUCUUUUCUGUCUUUUCGCGGGUAUUUCGUAGCGUAUAUGUCAUGGAAAUGUCUGCUGUUUUUUCCAGCAUGCAUGCAUGCAUGCAUCUAUAAUCUCCAUCAGAGCCCAAAGCUCUGAGUUUGCAUAGAUUUGACGUCAGUCCUUUUCUCUUUGCAUAUUGAAUUUUGUUUUUUGUUUUUCGUAAUUGCUGCCUUUUUGGGACACUUUCGGAAGUACAGCUGCUCAUUUAGUACAGUGUUUUUUGGCUCAGUCUGUUUUUACGGGUACUUUUUUCCGCGAAAAAAACAACAACAACAACAUGCAACUGAAAGCUGCCAAAGCUCGACUUGUGAACAAAAAGCUAAGAGAAGGUGAACAUCACAAGGAGAGAACCAAUUGAUGGAAGAAAAGAAAAGCAAGAAGAGACAAAGAAGGAUACUGCGCAGAAACCGGAUACUGAACAGAAAACCAAAGUGCCAGACUCUGUUAAACCCAAUCCCAGCAUCCUUUCAAGCCCCAUUCUGACCCUGAACCUGACUGUACCCUCUUCUGCCGCCAUCAGCAAUGGCAAGCGUAGCCCUUGUAAUUCCCUACAACAGCAGUUACCUCCAUUACAGCAGCCCAGUCCCCGACAUGUGUCCAGAGAGGUUCCUCCACGCUUCCAACAGCAGGAGCAUAGGCAGCUACUGAAGAGGGGUCAACCUUUACCUACAGGCGCUCUGAACCCGACCUCUGCUUGCACUCAGUCCGGGGUCAUCUCCCCUCCCGAGACGCCCACCAGCAAACGGCACACGGGACUUCCCCCUCAAAGUGGACAGGGAGACCAGCAUUAGAAUUGUCUUUGGAGCAUCCCAGUCAACAAAAGCAACAGCAGAAACCGGAAUAAAGUGAUUAUUAACUGUAACAAUACCAAAACUUGGCCUUCCAAUACAUACGGCAAGAUACCAGAAUGCACCUUGGAUGCUGAACGCACAUCAGAGGUUGUCAGCAACAGUAGCAGCACUAUUAUGGCUACAGGAACUAGCCAGCAGGGUCAUUACCCAAUCAGCAAAGCCAGCAUUAAUCUAUCUUCUUGCAGUGUCUCUAGUCAAAGUGGCCCUACCAGGGGCUGGGUCUUAGAGGAAAAGAUUGACUUGUCCAUGGGCAGUAGAGGGCAGUCCAACUGGGGUGCUUCUAAUCUGAACCUAAACCCUAGUGCCAACCCUGCUGCUUGGCCAGCUCUUGGACAUGAGGGAGCUGGGGUAGGAUCAGGCCCAAGUAGCAUGGUUUGCUCAAAUCCACUUUCGCUUAGUAUGUGUGGCCAAGGAGGAGUGGCACCACAUCACGGCACUAACGGAAAUGGUAGCAUUGGUUGUGUCAGUGGAAACCUAGUAGGGGACUGUGCAUGGGGCAGCCCGGAUAUCCCAGAACAGCAUCAGUCACCCACAAAUGUAUCUUUCAACAUGAAACCUCCUAACCUUAAAACUGAAGGACCAAAUAACACUAAACCAGAGCCAAUGAGUCCAGUGAACAGCUGGAGAGAAAAUCGUAGUCAGUCACCUACUGAGCCUGCCAGUGAAGAUGGAACUGCCUUCUGGGGCAACGGAGAUGCCAAAAAGGGAGACUCAAAGGACUCAGGCUGGGAUUCUGCAGGUGUCUCCUCUUGGGGGCAAGGAGGAGCUAGCAGUAGUGGCGGCUGGGGUGAAUGGGGCAAGCAACCAAGCACUGAAGGUACGGGAUGGAAUGUUAAUGAUGGUCCUUCGCAGGAACAUAUGAGUUCCUGGGGCCCUGAUAAUCCAGCUAGUGAGGGCAGCAGGGAUAGUAGUGAGGGCCACCCAAGAAGAAGAGAGAGGUCCUCAAGUGAUGAUUUGGCCCCUUUGCUCCCGAGACAGGACUUGGACCCACGUGUCCUUUGUAACACAGGCUGGGGACAGACACCAGUUCGCCAAAACACUGUUUGGGAAAUGGAAGAAAGUCCAGACAAAAAGAAUGUUGCAGGGAAAGAGGUCUGGGGGUCUUCCUCCAACACACCUUCAACUGGACCUGCACCACCUCCUUCUGGAUGUGCCAGUCCCAACCUCAGAGCACCUCCUAGAAUGGAGACAAGCAAGAGUGAGGGACCUUGCAGAGCUAUGCCAAAUGCAGGCUGGGUAGAAUCAGUCCCAGUCUCUGCUCAGCCUCAGCUCAACAGUGGAUGGGAGGAACCACCUGCAAAUAAAAAGGUUCCUAAUGGAUCCGUAUGUGGCUGGGGUGAUCGUAUUGCUGAAGUUCCCAAUACCAAUGGCUGUAAUAGCCAAUCUUGGCCUGAAGAAAAGUCCACUAGCUGGGAUGAUGGUACUUCUCAGACGAAAAAACAAGGUUGGGGUGAUGGAAACAAAACUUCCUCAGGAUGGGGAAGUACUGGCAAUGGGAAUAGUGGAGAGUGGAGUGACCCUUCAGAAGUGCAGAAGAACGGCUCUGGAAGUUCCUCUUGGGAACCUGACAAAAGAAACUGGAAAGAAACCCAGAGAGAAUGGGGUAAAGCAGCACCAGCACAGUGUGGUAGUUGGGGUGAUGCCCAACAUUCCAAUGGUUCAACACAAGGUUGGGGUGGAAAACUUCAGACAUCCACAUCUGGCAACGGUGGAGCUGGAGGCAUAGGGUCAUGGGGUGGUCCAAAUUCUGUGAAACAGAACAACCCUAGCUGCGCAUUAGGAGGCCGACAGGAUACGGGAGAUGAGACCACAGGCUGGGAAGAUCCUUCUCCUUCUUCUAUUCGUCGCAAAAUGGAAAUUGAUGAUGGGACCUCCACCUGGGGUGACCCCAGUGCUUACAGUAAUAGUGUAAACAUGUGGGACAGGAAUAACUCCCAAAAUCAUCCGGGAACCGGCAACAGUGAUAGCCUCACUGGUUCAAACAAUAAUAGCAAUCCCCACCAACAUCACAGCCAAGGUCCUUCUCAGAACCAUGUCAGUGGUAGCAACAACAAUGGCUCACCAAAUCAAGGUGAAUCUCCUCUCAACAGAAUGUUCAUAGUAAACCCUGGCUGGGGAGAGCUCCCUAAUGUACAGCCAAACACAGAACCCACUUCAUGGGGUGAGCCAGCCAAUUCUAACACUUCUGAGGACAAUGGAACUUCAGCUUGGGGCCAGCCCUCUAGGGGCUGUGGGGGAUUGGGUGAAGGUGGCCAUGACUCCAAUGGACCUUAUGGCAGAGGAAAUGCACUUGCUGGAUCAGGCUCCUGUCAGGAAUGUCCCAAAUCUAUGCAAGAUCACUGGGGAUCAGGAGGGGAAGAGAUUGGCAUGAAUACUGGCAAAUGGGAUGCUGAUGAUGCUGACAUGUGGAGCAUUCCUACAUCCCAAGACUCCACUUGUAACUCCUGGGGUCAAUCCAAGACGGGCCCACAAAGGGGCAAGGUCUCCAACAAGCAGGAUGAUGUUUGGAUUAUGACCAGACUUAUAAAGCAGCUUACAGAUAUGGGGUUUCCAAAGGAUCCUGCAGAAGAAGCCCUAAAAAGAAACAAUAUGAAUCUGGAUCAGGCCAUGAGCGCUUUGUUGGAGAAGAAACGUGAACUGGACAAAUGGGGGAUGGGCAUGUCAGACUACAGUAAUGGAAUGAAGUCCAUAGUGUGCCGACCCACAAACCUCUCCAAAGACCCCUCACUGGAUCGUUCCCCCUUCUUGGACAAGGAUGGAAGGCUGUCAGAUGAUGCUUCAUCUUCACCGUUUAUGCCUUCUCCUGGCCUCAAGCUCCCACUGGCCAAUAGCAGCCUCCCUAACCAUGGAUUGGGUGGAAUCUCCUCUGGCUUGUCCAUGCAAAACUUGAACAACAGACAGAUGCAAAAUGGAAUGUUCGGCACUAACGGAGCAGCACAAACUCGGGUCAUGCAGCAGCAGGCCCCGCCCCCUCAGCCACCAGUGCCACCACUUAGCUCCGCCCAGCCUAAUCUACGUGCUCAAGUGCCUCAGCUUUUCACCCCUCAGGUUCAAGCACAGCUCUUACAGUUUGCGGCAAAAAACAUUGGACUGAAUCCUGCACUUUUAACCUCACCAAUAAAUCCUCAGCAAAUGACCCUGCUGUACCAACUACAACAACUGCAAGUGGCGUAUCAGCGUUUGCAGAUUCAGCAGCAAAUGAUGCAGGCUCAGCGUAAUGUCUCUGGUCCCAUCAAACAACAAGAGCAGCAAGUUGCACGUACAAUCACAAACAUGCAGCAGCAGAUCCAGCAGCACCAGCGUCAGCUGGCCCAGGCCCUGCUUAUGAAACAGCAGCAGCCUCCAUCUUCCUCUCACAUUGGCCUGUACCCAAACCUUGGCAAGGCCAGCCUGGACACUUUUAUGGGUCACCCUCAGACUUCAGGCCUCUCCGUCUCAGACCUGCAGACCAAAGAGCAGCAGUCUUCUCCAAACUCCUUCAGCCCUUAUACACUCUCUGGUUUGAACCCGAACAUGAAUGUAAACUGUAUGGAGGUGGGAAGUCUAUCUCUUAAAGACCCCCCUCAGCCUCAGUCCCGGCUCUCACAGUGGACUCAUUCAAACUCCAUAGAUUCCCUGUCAGCUAGCACUCAGCACAUGGAGGCAAACCACAAUAAGCACGGUUCAAUAUCUUCUGCUCAGUCCCAUGUGCCUGUCAGAAAGAGCACCAUGGAAGAUUCCUUCAGCCCAUACAAUCUGAUGUCAAGAUCUGAAUCCCCCACCAGCACCUUGGUGUCUCCAGACAGCUGGACACAGGGCGGAAGACCCAAUGAGAAAAUAUCUAGUAACUCCAGUGUCAACUGGCCUCCUGAAUUCUGCCCUGGGGUGCCAUGGAAAGGUCUGCAGAAUGUUGACCCCGAGAAUGACCCCAACAUGACCCCAGGAAGCGUUCCAAGUGGCCCCACCAUUAACACUAGCAUACAGGAUGUGAAUCGCUACCUGUUACGUGACAGGAAUGGAGCCUUAUCCCCAUCUCAGAAUGGGACUAUGUCUUCCUCGAGUGAGUGGCUAGUCAGUGCCUGUAACUCGUUUGGUCUGUCCUCUCAGAACGAAAGGGAUGCUAACAAUUCAGGUAAACUCUUGGAAAUGAAGUCUACUUGGUCCCCUGGACCCAUCUCCCACACACAGGCCUCUUUAUCUCAUGAGUUAUGGAAGGUUUCCCCAGGGACACGUAACUCCAGUGCUCCCUCACGUCCCCCUCCAGGUCUGACCAACACCAAGCCCUCCUCCACCUGGGGAGGGAACUCUCUUGGCCUCAGCCAGGGCUGGAACAGCUCGUACUCCUCAGAAGGAGGAACUUGGAGCACUGACAGUUCCAACAGAGGAAGCAGCUGGCUGGUGCUGAGAAACCUCACUCCUCAGAUUGAUGGCUCCACCCUGCGGACUCUGUGCAUGCAGCACGGCCCUCUCAUUACCUUCCAUCUGAACCUGACACAGGGCAUUGCUGCUGUACGUUACAGCUCCAAGGAGGAGACUGCCAAAGCCCAAAAAUCCCUGCACAUGUGUGUGCUGGGUAACACUACCAUCCUGGCAGAGUUUGCCAGUGAGGACGAUGUGAACCGCUUCUUUGCACAGGGCCAGUCCCUCACCCCCACCACCAGCUGGCAGGCCAGCCAAGCACCAGGCUCCAAUCAACCCCGGCUGGGCAACCCUGCUGCCAGCCACCCCACAGGCCUCUGGAGCAGGGGUGGAGGAGGUAGAGGUACCAAGACAGUCUGUAGUACCGGGAACAGCAACAGCGGACAUGGAGGCAACCUGCUGUGGGGCAGUGGGCCACAGUACUCCAGUUUGUGGGGUCCCCAAAAUGAAGACGAUGCCAGGGUAAUUGGCAGCCCCAUCCCAAUGAACACUCUGCUCCCGGGAGACCUGCUGAGCGGAGAGAGCAUGUAAGAUGUAUCAGACAUCAUAGACCAACAAAGUCAAGAGCCCUAAUGGAUUAAAACCCAAGCAAAUCAAUGUGGCGAUAAUCACUUUCUGUGGAGCUAUAAUGGAGGUUUAAGGUGAAACAAAGCUGCAAACCAUCCACUGCUGUUUAUUUGUCCUGUUUUUAUUUUUUUUUUGACGUCAGACUGUUUGUUGUGUUUGUGGAUUUUGUUCUUAGUGUUCAAAGACCUUGAGAAGCAAGAAUCAAUAGAAGCAGAAGCCUUUUGAUGCACUUUUAUUUCCAAAGGGUUUUUUGCUCAAAAGUGUAGUUCAGGAGAAGCCAUCAACGAGGCAGCCAUCUGAAAGCGACCCAGGCACAGUGAAACCUCACGACACUCUGUAACGACACUGUUCUGAUGAUUGAAAUGAUCCUGGUACUAUUUGGUUUUAAACUUUGCAGUUUCUUCAGAACUUCUAUUAGCCAUAAGUGCUCUCUCUCCAGUUCCUCCUUAAAAACUUAUUUUAUAAAACAAAACAAAAAAAACUUUGUAUCUUGCACAGUUCUGUUUCUGAGCCAGCGAAUAGGCCAGAGCAAAUGAGAAGAACACUCCUAGCAGUGGCCUGUCAGCGUGACGAAUCACCAAUGAUCUUUUUUCUUCAAUUAUCUUAGUUUUACAAAAGGGAGCUGCACUGCUCUAUGAUUUCUAUUUACUCAAGCCAGUCGGUGUUUUGUUUUUUAAUAUGUGUAUGGUUAAAAAAAAAAUAAGCUGGAUUUUAAGCUUUGAUGUAGAUGAAUGAAUGUCAAUGUCUGCUGGAAUUUGACCAAGCAUCUGUGCACGAGUACAUAACCACUGUCAAAAACACUCAGUGGAGGCUUUUUUUUUUUUUUUAUACCUAAUGGACUUCAGUGCUGAAUCAAUCAGAAGUUAUACAGUUACUAUGUUAUGGAUCUGAUCUGCCAUUGUAUUGAGAGACAACCGAGACAAGAAACUCAUUCUGAUGCAUUGUGCAAUAGAAGCCAGAGACCCUUUCUUCAGUCCAAACUGAAGCUUACUGAAACUUAAGACUCCUCUUUUCUCUCUCUCUCUCUCUCUCUCUCUCUCUGGAAGAUUUUGGAAGAAUUUAACCUCUGAACUGAUUUUCCCACCUCGCCUCUGUUUGUCUGGCUUGCUGGCGUUUCGGUAUUUGCGUGGAAAGGAGGAACUGUUAAUUGUGUUUGACGUCACUCCAUGCAUAAACUCAGCAUGUGUGGGAUAACACAGUCUCCCAGCCACUUCUUCACCGAACAGAAACGGAAUCCAGAGCGGAGGCACAUGACACGGGAAUCAGGCACAAUACCAAAUACAAUGGGUUUCUCUUAAUGCAGUAUAGAGUAAGAGAACUUAGCAUUUGGUACAAACAUAAAAUACAUCUGUGCGUUCUAUGUCUCUUCUUAAAUGGGGUAUUAUCAUAGCACUUAUUACAGUUAUGCGUAUGGUUAAAAAAAACAACAAAAAAAAAAACUUCUUAGGGCAACUUUUUUUUUUUUGUUUUUUUUUUUUUUUAACCUUACUGGUAUUCAGAAAAACAUAUUUGUCUGUACUUUUCCACCCUCUGUAUCAAAGUGAAUGUCAUUGUUACUCGAAUGAAAGUCAGAUGUCUUUAUCUGUCUGAAGAAGGCUCCCCGAUUUGGUUGGAUUUGAAAAGGAGGAUGUGUGGUGUGUUAGUGCCUCAGUGUGUGAACUUAAAAGGCAAACUCUCUCCGCACACCUAGUACAAUGGAAUGCAAAAAAGGACAUUAAUGACGUCAUGAUGUGGAUGUUGUCCUCAUCCUUUAUCAUUUGCGUCCUUGUUGUAGUAAUUUGGGUACGGAUCUUCAAAUGUCUCCCCGUUCCUUCUCUGGAUAACAUCACACCUCAUGCGCCGUUACCUACUCCUUCCCUUCGCGUGGUCUUGUGUGAUGUUUUUCGCUGGAGUUUGAGACUGAAUGGAAUUGCCAGUGUUGUGAACUUCAUGCAGUGAUCUUUAACUGCCUUGCAGUGCUCAUAUGCAGAUACACUUUAAAAGGGGUGCCUCUGUAAAGUUUUCCUGUGUAAGGAAUGGAAACGAAAAUCAAUGAUGUGGGCCAUAUUUGUUUUUGUUGUUAACAGUGUUCUUAGUUAAUUUAGGCCUCUUUUGUUGAUGUGCAUGUGUGACCUCACCCUGGGUUUCCCACCUCUAACUCAGCUGCUAGCAUUCUCUUUCUCUUAUGUGGCCUCAGUGAAGCCAACCCUGUAAUCGAGACAAGCCACUCAUACUUGAAAAAGCCCAGUGUUUCUAUGGCCAGACUCUUUCUGCCACUGGUUCUUUAACUAUAGCACAUGCCAUGCAGUCACUAUGCAAAGUUAGAGAAGAUGGGCAAGUAAUGUCCGUCCUGUGCCAAUCUGUGGCUUCGAAAGAAAGUUGGAAAUAUCUCACAGUCCUCCUCCCGUAAUACUUUCUUACAUGUUGUCUGACACUAAGCCAGUUUUAUUUUUGGAGGUCUGUGUGUUAAUUCUGCUGAAUUUGAUCAAUCUCAUUUCAGUAUAAUCUCAGGGCAUGACAGGAUUUGCUAAAUUUAUGUUUAUUGAAAGCCGAUCGUUUUGGAGAUUUAUCAUUAGUAAGCUUUACACAUCAAAUGAUGUGUAUGAAGCUUAUAAAGUGUACAUUAAAGAAACGCAAGAGGAUAUUUAUCAGUGGGGCAAUACAUUUAGGAGGGUGGCUAGUUUAGGUUUUCUCAAUCCCUUUGAAUAGGGACUGCUGCAGAGCCAAUAGUUUGUUUAUACAGUAAAUGGGACCUGUGUAUCUCACCUCUCUGCUGCUGGUUGUGUUGAAUUCUCCUUAUGCUCUCAUGUGCCAAUAUAUACAUAGAUAUAUGUAGAGUACACUGUGGCAUCUCUUGACUUCACCUCUUAAAUUCCAAUGUGUGUCGUUUUGUUGUUGAGCACUUCUGUUGGGUGGCACUUUGAUGAUUGUUGUGUGUUUGAGGUGGGAUUGGAUUCAAAAGGGUUGAGGAUAUUCGUCAGAUAUUUUUCACCUCAUGCUGGUUAUUUGUGAUAAAUCUUGUUACUGUCAUUGGAAGAAUCCUUAAUAACAAACAAGAACUUUAACAGCAUUGGGGAUUAUGGUAUGCUAAUGGCAUACUUUUUUGAAUACCAAAAAAUUUAAUAGCAUUUUAAUAUCUUUUUAGUAUUAUAAUUUUUUUUUUCAUACAUAUAAAAGUUUGACAAAAACACGUGAACAAUGAAGGAAAAUGAUCUAUAACAUUUAAAAAUGCACUUCUUGCUGAAAUUAUCUCCUGUUUGCUGGUCAAAUUCUGAAGGUUGACAGCAAGCUGGAGUGCCUUUUGUGUAUGCUGUAUUAACCGUUUGUUUGUAUAAAAAAAAAAAAAAAAAUUGGGGCCCCGACCUGUACAUUUCCAUCUCAGUCUCUGUUUUUUUGGGCCUUUAUGCUGUAUAAACCUUUUUUUUUCUUCUUCUUCUUCUUCUUUUGGGAAAAUACAUUUCAACAGAUGUGUCUUAAGAUAAUAACAUUGUUCAUUGACUUAUUUUUUUUUUUGCUUCUGGGUGGGGUGGGGGGUCACUGUUGCCUGUGUAUGUAACUGCCUUGUUCCUAACUCAGUUGCAGCUGGCUGACAGUGAACCACAAUGUGGCUGUAAUUCCAAACAGUCAAAGUCUCUGGUGAAACCAGCAUAGGUAGACUACAGCUAAACAUUAUCCUGUAUAUUAUCACACUUAUUAUGUAGAAAAAUGAAUCUCUGAUUCCUUCCCUUUUGAAACUACUGGGUGAAAUAUAAUUUGAAAUAAGCAAUAGACCUUGAUCCUUACAGUGUGUCAUUCAAGAGAAUUUGCCUAAAGGGAAAAAAACAACAGAGCGAUUAAUGAUAGAUAUGAACCAAAUAGUCUUAAUGGAGUAGCAUGUUGAAAAUGAAAUGACACAGGACAUACAUGCAGUAUUUGUGUAUACCUAUGUUGAAACCCAUAAUUAUGAACCAUGUUUUUGUCUCUGUGCAGAGAAUGAAAAGAAUGAAAAAUCAUAAACAUAUCAAAAGAUAUAUCUUCACCGAUACUUGAAUUAAAGUGCGCCAAUUUUAAAAUGUGAA